GUAGAAAGUAAACAAAAUGAAAGAUGAAACAUCACUUUGGCGCAUAUAUUUGGUAAUACGCCAAAGUGGCAAGCAGUCAUAAUACAUGUGUGAGAAACACCUCUUCACUAAACCACAUGGAUGUUAUUUGUAUGGGAUAGCAUAAAAAAGCAGAUUAUGAAGAACAGAAAGAGAAGUGCAGUUGAUAUUGCCUUGAUAAGGCUAAACCAUUUACCAUUUGUUGUCACCAACAAUAGAAAGAUGGCAGUAUGGUCAGAUUUGAAAGAAAUCAUGCUGUGGUGUCCAAGUCCCCAGUGCUGUGUGGUUCUUGAUGCCCUGAAGUUGAUACUCGGGUAUCCAGCCUAUGAGAGGGCAAUGCAUCCUUGUUCGCAGCUUGAGCAGCUUAUGUUCCUGAAACAUUUCAUGUUUGUUACACAUGGAACGCUUCUUGUUGAUAUUGAUAGUCUCCGAGAUGGUGCCAGAUUAGCGCUACUGUAUAACAUGGUGAAGGAAAAACAUACAAAGCCAAACAAUCAGACUGUGUUUAACUGCACAAAAAUGUUGAAAACUUUUACAGAGAAGUACGCAAACACAAGUUUUAAGAUCCCUCUGAGUUCGGCAUCUGGGAAAAUGUUGUUGCCAGCUGUUAGAAGAAUAUCAAAGAGUGCGGCAAGAGGAGAGAUACAUAUACCUAACAAUGACCAGGACAGCGGCAGGGGACAUUCAAGGUCACAUGACUUCAGUAGGAGACUUGAUAAUGAUGGUGAUGAUGGAAUUUUGGAGCCAAAUAGACCAGAACCAUUUGCUCAAACCAAGCUUGGAGGCAGUACUUCCAGGACUCUGCUUCCAUUGGCUCUUCUGUGCAAGCUGUAUCCCGGCUGUGAGGGGUUUCUAGAGGAGGUGGUGCGGCUGUAUAUACUUGGACAGUGUGGAGAGGAAUACCUGCAGAGUGUCUGUCAGUGCACAACAGAGGAAGGCAUACAGCUGACACGUUUCCUGGCUUCUCAGAAUGGAUACGAUACAUUCUGGUUGUGCUUGACUACAUGCAGUCUGAUGAUGUCUUGGUCUGAGUUCUGGCUUGGCUACGACAGGAUGUGGGGAGGAAGGUUGGAAGUAAUGUCUGGUGAUGUGUGUGUUGUCACCCUAAAUUGUCAGACAACGGAUGUGGGACAAAAUGACAAAGCUAUAACAAACAAACAGAAAAAUGCAGCUCCAAGGAAACAAACAGUACCAACACAACCUUCUCCUUCAUUGUCGACAAUAAAUGACAUAACUGAAAAUGUUCAAAGUCAAAAUUUAAGUGGUCCUCUAGCCAUUCUUUCUGAAGAAUCUCUUGAGGAUACAGCUUACUGUAAAUGUGAUCAGAAUUGUCAAGCCCACAUUAAAACAGUAGUAGAUGAGAUAGAAAGCACAGUAGAAUCAUCUAACCUGGACAGUGAAUUAGUUACAACUAAAUCAGAUGAGGGAAAUGAAGAUAAUGAGAAGCAAAGAGAACUUGAAAAGAAAGUGAUAAAGUGUUCUGGGAAGAAAAGCAAAAAGAAAUCUAGUGGAACAGAAAAAAUCAAAACAUUAAGUAGAGGAAGAAACAAAGAAAUAGAUGUUCCUAAGGCAGAUGAUAAGACAGUUUCAGAACUGAAUAGUUGUGAGAAAACAAAACCACAUAAAGCAAGAAGAAAGAAUAAAAAACCAAAGGCAGUAGAUAGAGAUGCUACAGAACAGGACACUGGUUCAAGAGGUAUAAAAUCAAGACUGCGGAGCCGAAACCCAGCCAGAAAAAUAACAAAGGAAAAGAGUGUCAUAAGUAAGAGAGAUGCAAAUAACUCAGCCAUCACAAAUGCAAUAGCAUCCUCAUUACAAAGAUCAGGUUCAAGUGAUUCAAAUAAAUCAGGCUCAAAAUCAGAUGAAAUGACUGAAUAUUUCCAUCCAGUUGCAGAACAAGUUGCUGAGGUCAACAAACCAAGCUCGCGUUGUUCACAAUGCAUACCACUGAAAACUGAAUUACCAAUAUCAGAAGUGUCUCCUUAUGAUUUGGCAAGCAUGAAGUACUCCCAAAUGGCCGGCAUUCAUGUGUCAGUUACACCAAAGAAAGCACAAGGCAUACAUCGGGAGAAUGUACCAUUUUUUGAGAAACCAAAUAUAGCUAAGAAAAAGGUUGAAAAUUUGCAGUCCAUAAGAAACAGAAGAGAGUCAUUAAAAAUCUCGUCUGCUGAGAUACAGGAUGAACUUCCUGUAAGUUUUAAGUACACUUCUAAUGCUCCAGCUGUCAAACUGAGCUCCUCACCAACUGCAGAACAAGCAUGUUCAGUAACUAGGAAGAGAGGAAAAUGGUAUAACAAAUUUGGUGCAGAUCCAAAAAAAAUACAAAAGAGUAAAACAAUUCCACAUAAACUAAUUAAAUCCACAGAAGAUACAGCCAGAAGAAACCGAACUGAAGCUCUUAUACAUCGACCUAGAACUGACCCUUUUUCUGUAGUUUUAGAAGGGAAGCCAUAUCAGCAGACUACAACAAUAUAUUCAUAUGAACUCGGACAAUCCUCAGCUGAUAAACAAAGGGACAGCUUUGGUAGUCCAGCUGUUGAAUCUUGUACACACUCAUUUUCAACAAAUAAAACAGGACCGCUCCAUGAAAAAAUUGUAAAUAAUCUACAGAAACAGGCAUUCAGCUCAUUUCGUUCAGUGUCUGGAAAUCAAGAUGAAAAGGGAAACCUUGCUGCAGAAGGAAAAGCUAUGAAACAAUAUGACAAAUUAAAGGACUUAAAUUCAUCAGAGUUUUUGGAACAAAGGGUAAAAAAGUGGAAAAAUGAAGUAGAGCAGAGCCUUAAUAUAGCUGGUAGACUUUCAAAGUCAGCUGAUUUAGUGAAGAGAAGGAAUAUGGGUACAUACCGACCAAGAUCUUGCGGAUGUAGGCCAAACUCUACUCCAUUAGAUGGAAGAGUUCAAUCAUUUAAGACUUCAUUGUGUUCAUUAUUUUCCAGAGAUUGCGCUUCACCUAAUAUGUUUGAUAAACAGGUUUGUUGUCAAGCAUCUGCAAAUGAGACCAUUGAAAGGCAAGACUCAGAAAAUUUUGCCAAUGAAUAUUCAAAUAAAUACAGUUCUCCCUCCCCUCUUACUGCAGACAACGAUAAAAUUGUACAUGCUGGAACAGGAAAUGGUCAAUUUAAACUUGACUAUCAGUAUGAAGUUCAGAACUAUGGCUCAUCUUCUUCUCUCACACCUGAUAUAUAUGACGAGUUUGCAAGAAAAAAGAACCCAAAGUCUAUGAGACCAGACAUUGUUAAAAUUAAACCUAAGCCUGUAACUAUUCCAUCACCAUUCACUCUAAGCCAACCAGUUGUAAGGAAACAACCGCAACCAAGUUUACAAGUGAGUAAAAAAGCAAAUUUUCAUACUGUUGGUUACAUGUCCAGUGCUGAACAAUCACAACAACAGAGAGAGGAUAGCUCCAGUACCUUUAAUGAGGAUAUUAAACAGAUGUACCAUUACUCACAGACAAAAUUAACAAACUGUCCUUCACAGCAAAAAGGCUUAACUUCAAAUAAUCCUCAUACUUUCUGCCAAGGUAAUGAUAUCUUAACAACGGAUCCUUCUGAAAACAAACAUCUGCAUUCAGAUAAGGAGUUGCUAGUUCCAAAGAAUUGCCAUCCUGCUGGUGAAAAGCAUGUUGAAAAGUUUUUACCACAUACCUUUGUCUCUAGCACGUCUGUGAAUUCUGUUGGAAACCAACAAACUGCUCUUUAUGUUAAUCAUGACCCUGCCAAAGUGGAGACCUUUCCUUUUCUAAGCCAGACAUAUAGAUUUGAUAAUAGCACACAUGUUGGUUGUCUUCAAGGUCAUGAAAAGACUGACAAUUACAAAGACAAGCAAGAGGCAGAAAAUACUUUAUGUGGGAUGAUGUAUGACAGUGCUGAUGGAAAGAACAGUAACAUUUCAGCACUUAACAAGUUAUCAAACUUUCGACAUUUUGAGAUUACUCCUGGCAAAUUGGAGUCCCUAGACUAUAUCAGUAGCAUACAAGCACUUCUUCCUAAUACCAAUGUGAUAUCCGCUUUGCCAGAAAAGGACUGUACUCAUUUGGAGUCAACAAAUUGUACAAGGAAAUGCCUGUCAGAAGUGACCACAACAACCACAAAAAAUGGAAAGUAUGCAUUGUUGGGUAGUUCUCACCAGACAGGCCUUAAUUGUCAAAGAUCAAAAAGUGAAUUAAAAUAUGAGGAAAACAAAUUGCUUGACCCAAGGCCAAGGGAACACACUCUGUCAAAGGUGAAUACUCAGCUGUAUUAUAAAGUACCAGGUGAGGAUAUAGUUCACCCUGUGUCUGAGAAUGUAAUCAUACCUAAAUAUGCUCAAUUUUUUGUUCAGGCAACUGCAACUGAAAAUGAUGUGUGUGUAAAAGAGAAGAAAAUAAUCCUGGACAAAGAUAACAUAUUGGAAAAAGAUACCAUUGUAGUAACUACAAAUGGUAAAGAAGCAGUUGGAAGUGAACCCAGAAAAGAAACUGAUACCAGUGAAUACAGAGGAAAUAAGCCUGCUAAAUCAAAUUCUAGUGAAGAAGAAAGAUUGUCUAGCACAACAUUUGAUAAAAUUAUCAAGGCAUCGGAGGAUUUUAUUGACAAAUCAAGGUUAAUUAAACAUGUGAUUAGCAAAACAAAACAAGCCAUUGAGAACACAAAAGCAGAGGAAGAUGUUGCAUCACCUGGAAAUCAGAUAAAAGUUUCAGACAUAAAGACUAACAUUGGAGAGCAAAUUGAAGAGAGAGAAGGAGAUGAAUAUCAAAAGGUUAUUAUUCCUUCCUCAGGGCAGGUUACAGAAAAACAGAGCACAAGUCGAAAGAAGAGUUUCAAGGACAUAAUUGAAGAGAAAAGAGAAGAAAAAAGAAAACUACAACUGCAUCUCUCAAGAAAAAAAUACUGGAAUUCUGCCCAUGCAAAGAAAGAUGGAAAUACUGGAAAUUUAUCUAUUGAUAACAGAUCUAACAAACAGAAAAAUGAAGGUCAGUUAGACAAGAGCAGAGUAAAGGCUGCUCCUAAACAGAACAAUGACUGUUUUAACCAUGAGACAAACAUUGAUAAACAAAAUCGCAAGGGGAAAUGUGAAAGACAGAUUAAUUCUAAGUUUGUGAUUGCCUCUCCAAGAAGGCCAAAGACUUGUAUAGGUUUUGGUAAAGGCAGAACUGCAAUGAAUGUAUCAAAUGCUGGGAUAAAAAUGAAGAAAGAUCCUCCUGCUUUGAGUGCAAGAUCACACACAGAUUUUGCCAUGAAUAAAAAAUUUGACAAGGUUGGUCCUUUUGAUAGAUCAAAAUAUCAGCAACAUACAAAACCAGCAACCAUCUUUGCAAGAGCUAAGAAUUCCAAGAGCCAACCACCAAAAGAGGCAGAUGAUUGUACAAGUAAAAUCCUUACAGCUUUGAGGAGAUUGUCAAUAGAGAAGUCUCCCAAAAUAACUGAACAGAAAGCGUCUUUAAAACAGGAGAUGAGACAAAAUAAGCUAAGUGCUUGUGUAUCAAAGCAGACAAAGUUGGUAAAGGUUUCUCAUACUGAUAAAGAAAAAGACAAAAAGAGCAAUAACACUGUAUUAAUGAAAGAUUCCAAUGACUUACACGAAGUCCAUAAUGAUGAAAACAUACAGGAAGAAGUAAAACAUAUAGGCAUGGAAGAAAAUACUGAGGUUUCUAAAAUAUCUGUUGUUAUUGGUAUGAGAAAAGUUUGUAAUGAUGAAGUUCCUGAGUCCUGAGUCUGAAGAUCUGAAGGAUGAAGAAUGUGUUGCUGCUAAUUAUCAGGACUUGUAUCUACAGAGGCAAAGUGACCAUGCAAUUGAACAGAUUGGUCAUGAAAUAUCUGGAUAUGGAAACAAU
Messenger RNA from Mercenaria mercenaria, 5830 nucleotides. RefSeq lists its product as uncharacterized. The transcript has 5 exons. The coding region runs from base 121 to 5709 and encodes 1862 amino acids. The record is from RefSeq and is a predicted model, not a curated record. NCBI's taxonomy places the organism in Eukaryota, Metazoa, Mollusca, Bivalvia, Venerida, Veneridae.